AUGGCCUUCUCACAGCGUUUAACAUUGGUGACCUUCAGUGCUGUUUUGGUAAAUCUUUCCCUGUCUGUGGAGUGGAAGUGCUUGGACGGUUACCACUUAUCUAGUGAUAACUUCACGUGCUUUGACAUUGAUGAAUGCUUUGAAGGUGGACUGGGAACUUGUGGCCAGAUCUGUACCAACACCCCAGGGUCAUAUACCUGCUCCUGUCUGCCGGGAUACACGUUGGAGGGCAAUAAGUGGACUUGUCGUGCAGACUCUCCUCCACCAUACCUCAUCUUCAGCCAUGGCAAUGCACUAUUCAGGAUUGACAGGGAGGGAAUUAAUCACAAGCGGCUAGUGGCCAAUGCGGGGAUGUCAGUCCUCUUGGAUUUCCACUACAGGGAUGGAAGAAUCUAUUGGAUAGAUCAAGAGAAAGGAGAGAUACAAAGAGCGUUUCUAAAUGGCACAGAGAAGGAGAAUGUACGCCCUGUAGGGAAAGGUGUUCUGGGAUUUACAGUGGACUGGUUGCACAACAACUUAAUUUGGACGAAUCGAAAGAAAGGAACUAUUGAAGCAUCCAACAUGAAUGGAAAGAAUUCCAGGAUCUUGCUGAAUGAAUUAACGUUUCCCACUGUUCUAGUAGUGGAUCCAAAGAAAGGGUAUAUAUUUUGUGCUUCAGAAGGUUCUGCUCCAAGCAUUGAUCGUGCAACUCUAGAUGGGACUGAGAUCAUUACAAUUUUAAAGACUACUGAAAAUGUGAAGGCUUUAACAUUGGAUUUUAUUGACAGAAGGCUGUUCUGGGUUCAAAACAGCCCCGAGACUGCCUCCAGUAGCAUUGGCUCAUGUGAUUACAAUGGAGAUUCAGUUCAAGUCAUGAAACAAUCAAUGCAUCACCAGGCCUUUGGAAUAUCCCUCUUUGCUGAGCAUGUGUAUUAUUCAGAAUGGAAAACUGCUACUAUUCGGCGAGCAAACAAGUACACUGGGAAAGAUGUGGUUACCAUCAGCCUGAAACCUUCCUUUUUGCCUCCAGCCGAUAUCAAAAUUGUGCAUCAUUUCUCUCAGCCAACAGCGCCGUCGGACUCUCAAUUAAUAGAAAAAGAUAAAUGCAAUCCUACCAAACAAGACUGCAACAACAUUUGCAAAAGAAACCCAGUGGAAAACCGUUGUGAGUGUGAGGACGGUUAUAUCCUCAGUCAAGACGGGAAAGUGUGUCAAGAUGUCAAUGAAUGUUCAUUCUGGAACCAUGGGUGCACACUGGGCUGUGAGAACUCGCCAGGCUCUUAUUACUGUAACUGUCCAGAAGGGUUUGUACUCCUGCCUGAUAGGAAAACCUGCCACAUUCCUGUUCCUUGUUCGAAAAAUGCUGACUGCAGCCAUGAUUGCACCCAGACAUCUGAAGGACCAACCUGCCUCUGUCCACAGGGAUCUGUUUUAGGACCUGAUGGAAAAAUAUGUUCAGGUUGCACCUCGCUAGAUAAUGGUGGUUGUAGCCAAAUCUGUGUCCUACAAGAUCCAGUGUCUUGGGUUUGUGAGUGUCUGCCUGGUUACCAGCUGCAGCCAGAUGGGAAGCACUGUAGUGCCUCAGGUCCCAGUCCAUUUUUGCUAUUUGCAAAUAUUCAGGAUAUCCGACGCAUCAACUUUGAUGGGACAGAUUACAACACUGUGCUAGACAGACAGAUGGGAAGAGUCUUAGCACUUGACUAUGACCCUGUGGAAAGUAAGGUUUAUUUUGCUCACACGGGUUUGAAGUGGAUAGAAAGAUCUAAUCUCGAUGGUUCUGAGCGUGAGGAACUUAUUAUCGAUGGUACGGACUUGCCUGAAGGGCUGGCUGUGGACUGGAUUAACCGCAAAUUGUACUGGACUGACAGAGGGUUAUUACGCAUUGAAAGGAGUGAGCUCAAUGGCGUGCACAGAGAAGUGAUCGUCAGUGAAGGUCUUAACAAGCCCAGGGGAAUCGCUGUCCAUCCAAUGGCUAAGAAACUGUUCUGGACAGAUUAUGGAAAUAAGCCUCGAAUAGAAAGUUCUUCACUAGAAGGUGGUGAUCGUUUGAUUAUCAUCAAAACCAAUAUCGUGUGGCCCAAAGGAAUAACCAUAGACUAUCUAUCAGACAAGCUAUACUGGUGUGAUGCAAAAUUGUCUGUCAUUGAAGUAGCCGAUCUGAAUGGCUUCAAUCGCCGGAUACUUGCGCAGAAUGAAGUAGGUCGACCAUUUGAUGUUGUGGUAUUUGAAGAUCAUGUUUGGUUUACAGAUUGGGGUAAACCUUCACUCAUGAGGCUGGAUAAGUGGACAGGUCAGAACAGAGUCCGACUUCAGGGUGGUAUGCUCCGACCUUCCUCUGUGGUUGUGGUUCAUCCAAUGGCCAAACCAGGUGCUGAUCCAUGCCUAUAUAAGAACGGUGGAUGUGAACAGAUCUGUGAGAAUAGGUCUGGACUUGCCUAUUGUUUGUGCCAUAAUGGUUUCCAAAAGAGAAUAGAUGGAAAGUCUUGUCAAGAUGUUAAGCAUUCACCAACACAAGUAUCCAGAGUUACAUCGUCACACAAGAUAAACUUGUUUCUAACUGCAACAUUACAAAAUGAGAAUAUUUUACCUACGCGUCCCAGCAUCUCCACUACCAGUAACAGUGAGGAUGAAAUCACUGCUGAACACCAUCCAAAGGCCAUACUUGUAGCAGAGAUAAUGGUAUCAGAUCAAGAUGACUGCGGAGCACUUGAAUGUGAUGUCAACGCUCAAUGCAUCACAUCCGAAGGAACUGCUACAUGCCAAUGUCUGGUGGGAUUUACUGGAGAUGGCAAAGUUUGCGAUGAUGUGAAUGAAUGUGUCCUAAGCUUUGCUCUUUGCAGUGAACAUCUGGCUGACUGCAUCAACACAGAGGGCAGCUACGUUUGCAAAUGCUAUCCUGGCUAUAGCGGGGAUGGGAUUGUCUGUUAUGAUAUCGAUGAAUGCAAAGCUCAGUUACACCAUUGUGAUGAAGAUGUUAUGUGCGAAAAUACAGACGGUAACUACACCUGCAAAUGCAAGAAAGGAUUUUCUAGGAUGGGUUCCAAUUGUGUUGGUGUGACCGUCUCCACCUCUCCUACCUCUGCACCCAAUGGUUUGAUGGGGACAAGUAUCACAAGCACCACAUUUGAAGCCAGCACUGAUGGGUCCAAUGAUCAAAUAGUGGACUGUCCAUCUUCACACCAGGACUUUUGUCUGAACGGCGGUGUUUGCUUCCAUGUACCUGAAAUAAGAGCCCUUGCAUGCAAUUGUCUGGCAGGUUUCCUGGGAGAGCGGUGUGAGUACAGUGAGUUGGAGUGGUGGGAGCUACACCAUGUUGAGGAAGAGAAGAAACGCAAUGUGGCCAUUGCUGCAUGCAUGAUGGUUCUCAUCUGCCUUGUCUCUGUGGGAGCCUGUGCUACAUACUGCUAUAGGCAACAGAAAUAUUUACAGAGCAAGCCGUAUUCAGAAGAAAUGAGUGAAACCAGCACCAGUAGUGUCAACACUGUGCCUGAAACAUGUGCAAACAGUGAGCAGCAGGUCAUUUCACUGCCACACGAAGACCAGAGUAAAACAAGAUGAGUUAAGCAAUACGGAAAAGGAACAAGACAUUUUAACAGUGCAGAAAGACCAUUUGUCUCAUCAAGCUCACUUCUUUAUGACUCAGACUUCUGGAUGAAAUAUUCCAGACUGUCGCCAUUUCCUUGCUCUUCACAGUAUUGGAAGACAGGAUUCCAAGGAUUACCAAAAGCCCACUUUGGAUGAAAUGUCUAUGUUGGAGUUUGGUGGUAUACAAAAUGUUACAUUUUACGGGUGAAGGAGCCUGCAGCAGUUAUAACGGUACAGCUAUUCGGGAUCCAAACAUAAUGCCAUUACCAUAACUGAAUGCUUUCAUUCUAGUUCUACAGGAUAUAAGUUGUGUAUCAUGCUGUCAUUUGUCUGCACAAUUUUCAGUAUUAAACUGUAACAGUUUCUCAUUCAGAAUUAUAAAUAUUAGGAAAAAGAAGCAUUUAGAAAACACAGAACUGAAAAGUUCAGCCAUGCCAGGAGCAUAUUGGUGUUGAAAGAAUAAUUUGUAUUUGAGUGAUAAAAUAGAUCAACAGAGGAAAAAACGUGACUUUAUUUUAGGAAAUGUCAUAAAUUGUUUUAACCAGUUGACGAUGGGGGUUUAAAAUGCAUUCAUUUCUAAUUGGGAUUUUUACUCCCGAGCCCUGCGCUUGGAAUAAAUCACGUCAGAGCACGGUGCCUCAGGUCCCUUUAUGUAUUGAUAGUAAAUGGAAGAAGCCCUCAUUUGUAACUCAAAUGCCUUAUUAAGAAAUCCCAUGAGAAAAAUAGAUGCUUUUUAAACCCCAAUAUCAGGAGAAUACAUGUACCAUAACAGAGGACCAAGUCCAAGAAACUGUGAUGAUUCUUUGUAAUUAAAGAA
Molecule: messenger RNA, 4381 nt
Organism: Callorhinchus milii (elephant shark)
Lineage: Eukaryota; Metazoa; Chordata; Chondrichthyes; Chimaeriformes; Callorhinchidae
Gene: egf
Product: epidermal growth factor
Exons: 24
Coding region: 1-3537 (1178 amino acids)
Molecular function (GO): calcium ion binding
Source: RefSeq, a predicted model, not a curated record